CACUUGAUAACCAAAGCCAAGGGCUGAUCUCGGCCUCACUCCACAACAAAUCAUCAACCGAGUGGAAUCAUCCAAUAAGUUGGACUACCCGAGAUUCUCAUCAUCCGCUCAGCACCUUUGGCCACCUUCAAACCUCAUGAGACAGAGUGAGACAGGUUGUAUUCGUCAGUUCUGUUCGACAGCUCAACUGCGUCUCAUCUCAUCUCCACCUCCGCCGAGACACCAGUAUUCCCCAAAGAUGAUAAGCCAUAUUUUUUUGGGAAAGUUGACACACGACGAGUAAAUAAGCAGAGAGGAGUCGUCUCGUAUACAAGCACUUGGUUAAUUUAGUGAUCCUCCUUCUCGGCCCAUUAACUCGGUCUCUUGGUUUUGAGGAAAGAGAGGGAAAGUGAGUGAGUCCACACCGGAAGGAAACUUGUCAAUUUACACUCAAACGCUCACUUUAUUCUCGUAACCAACCACCACCACUGGCCAAGAGACUGCUCGCCACAACUUGUAGCAAGUUGUCUCAUGUUGACUCUUUGUGAUCCGUUUUAGUGGUGAAAGUGACUGACUGACUCAAAUAUUCGGGGUUUGCAGAUCUGUACAAUUGUCGUAAACACUGGUUCUCUCUGGCGUGCUGGUAAUUUGUGGUGGUGAAUUCGAUUCGAAGGUGAAAGUUUUUCGUGCCUGGAGGGAAAGUGGGUGAGAAAAGCGUCACACUGCCGGCAUCUCAACUUUCGCCCGCAGCCUCAUGGCCGGGCUGUACAGAUCGCUCAAACCCUCACCAUCACCAUUCCGGUUCCAAUUCAUCAGAACCUAUGCCUCACAAAGAUUUCCAAGGCCAAAUUCUGGAUUAAAACUAACCACAGGACUUUAAGGAUAGAGACGCGAUGAUACACGCAGACAACCAACUAGGCCACAGUGGAGUCAAUCAAUUAGGCGGUGUUUUUGUGAGUGGCCGUCCUCUACCUGAUUCCACGCGACAAAAAAUUGUAGAGUUAGCUCAUUCCGGUGCCCGCCCUUGCGACAUCUCAAGGAUAUUGCAAGUGUCCAAUGGCUGCGUCUCCAAAAUAUUGGGACGGUACUAUGAAACCGGGUCGAUCAGACCACGCGCAAUUGGAGGGAGCAAACCUCGCGUCGCAACGUUAGACGUUGUGAACAAAAUAGCCAAUUACAAACGGGAGUGUCCGUCGAUAUUCGCGUGGGAAAUCAGGGAUCGCCUCUUAUCCGAGGGAAUUUGUACAAAUGACAACAUUCCAAGUGUAUCAUCUAUCAACCGCGUGCUGCGCAAUUUAUCAUCCCGGAAGGACCCGUGUGACGGAAUAAUUACGUCACCAAUGAGUCCAUCCGAUCACCAGGAUCAAAUUGCCCAGGACAAGCUGAGGCUGUUGGGAGGAGGAGGACACCAAAACUGGCCGAGGGGACAGUGGUACUCUUGCAACUCGUACGGAGCAAGUGGAAUUCGAAGUCCGGAGGAUUCUAACGGAUGCAUAAAUUCCUCAUCCCCCAUAGACCCAUACACCGUCAAGAAAGGGCAACUUUCGGAUAAUGGGAGUCCUUGUGGAGGAGACAACAGUUCUGUGGCGUCCGAGGGUCCGGCCUCCUCCCUCGACGACCAGGCCCGGCUUCGUUUGAAGAGGAAGCUGCAGCGGAACAGAACUUCCUUCACGAACGAGCAGAUCGAGAGCUUAGAAAAGGAGUUUGAGCGUACUCACUACCCAGACGUUUUUGCAAGAGAGAGAUUAGCCUCCAAAAUUGGUAUGGGUCUGCCCGAAGCAAGGAUACAAGUUUGGUUUAGCAAUCGUAGGGCAAAAUGGAGACGUGAAGAGAAACUGAGAAACCAACGCCGGCCUGGUGACCCAUCCUCGCAGCCUACACCCCCACACUCGCAACAACAACAACAACAGCAACAACACCACCAGCAACAAAGUCACCAACAACCACCACCCCCUUCUCCUUCAAGGGUCAUCACAAACGGAAACGCGUUUCACCACUCUUCCGUCUACCCGAUCCAUCCUCCAAGCACUCAUGCACCCUCGGACCAUUACGGGAUUGGUGCCGUGGCCCCCUUCACAAGUCAUGGGAGCAUGAUGGGGAAUUCUGGGCCUGGAGGGAUGGUCACAACAUCCGGGGCUCACUGCCUGCAACGGGACGGGAAUCCAGAUGUGGUUCUUAGCUCCUCGUCAUAUCCAUGCAUGGCACGAUCUCAUUACGACCCAUUGGGACUCGCCUCUACCUAUUCGCCAGUCAGACCCACAGACAAUUACCACCAAGCUCAAUAUUCCGCUGCGCCAGGAUUCUAUUUGCCUUCUUAUCAUUCACUUUAUGGUCUAGAAACGGUCCAUGAGAAAAACUAGCAGCAUUUUAGUAUCAGUUCAAACCAACAACAUCAUCACCUUCUUUCCACAUCUCGAGUGAAAAUACUCCGACAAGAAACUGCUCCCUUUCUUCUCGAUGGAUGGAUGGAUGGAUAGAUAGGAAAUGAGAAACAAACUUGCACUGUUCAUGGAGAAAGUGAAACUCAAUCCCAAACGUAACAACAGAAUUAAUUGCUACACAAACUCUACUCAUUUUCCUCUCCCCGUUCCGACUUCUUAAUAUGUGUUGAUGUUAACGUUACAGAAAAUGAAAUGAGACCCAUAUUUUAAUCCGAGUCGGCUAUCAGUAUUAUUAGUUUUAAGUAGUUGCAUAUAAACAUACUAGAAAAAAGGUGAAAAUAUUAAACAAUUACAAAUGUAUGUGCAUAUACAACACAUGCAUUUAUGUAUGAUCGUUAUUAUUUAUUUAUUAUAUUACAUAAUAGCUUAAAUAUACAUAUAAUUAUAAAUAUAUGUAAAAGAGUACCAUUGUGAUACUAAUAAUGCUGUGUAACUUUUAACUUAAUUUAACAAAACAUAUAUGUAUACUGGGGUGGAAACGAUGUGACUUUCUCCCCAAUUAUUUGUGUCCAUUUCUUACCAAUCCUGAUCAAUUAGGGUUGGUGACGAUGGAAGGAUUUCAAAAUAUCUACUUAUACGAAAUAUUUGCAUAAGUUUAAACUCUACUUUCUACAAAUGACAUAAUCUCAGACUCAUCGUGCAAGUGUUAUUUUAUUUUUUUGUUACUUUGACAGUGGAAUUCUGUGCACUAUUAACAAAACAGCGUUCCUAAUUAUAGACAAAUAAUGUCACUAUUUUCGGAACGGAUUCAUAAUAAAUAUGUUCUGCAGCAGCAGGGUAUCCCGUAAUUAUCACAAAUUCAAGCCACCAUGCUCAGGAAUUUCAUUUAGUAUUAACUUGUUUCUACAUAUUUUAAAUUCAGGCAUAUUAAAUGCUUCCCUAUUCAUUUACGAGUUGUCGUAUACUAUUUAAAAAAGGCCAGAUCAGGCUACAUAUUUAACAGACAAAAACGAUUAACGACGCAGCAGAGGAAAAAGAACACAAACUAAAUGUUUAGAUACUUACUAUUGUCUAGUCCAAGUCAUUUUAGAACCACGAGGAGGAAAAUUAUCAAAGCUUUUUAGCUUUGUAUAACGUUGUAAGUACGGUAUUUCAUUAUAUUCUGCUGAUAAUGUACUACACUUGAGUAGAUAAAAUAUAAUCUUAAGACGACUAUUGCUAAUAUUAAUGUAGGUUUUGUUGAAAUGAUACAUACAACUUUAUGACUCAAGAAAGUUUUAUCCUGUAAGUAUUUAGAUAAAUGGUGUCACAGUUGUAAACUUUUAAAAAUAAAUCAUGCCAUCAGAAACCAAAUUAGUUUUAUAAUUCAAUGUCGCAUUUUUAUUACUGAAAUUUGUCAUCUGCUCUUUUGAUUAAAUAGUUGUACAAUUGGAUAAUUGCUCUUUUCAUAACAUGUAAAAAGGUAAAGUCAUUCAUUCAUAAACAGCUAAAGAACAUAUUGCCUAAAAAUAUUAAGGUUUACAUACUUUUGCCUACUCUGAAGUUAUACGAAAAAACCGAAAAACAUACACACCUUUCUAAUUUGGAACAUUUUGAAAAUGGUUGCAUUCAAAGUUUCCAGAACUUGAAUUUUUUAAGUUUGUAGUUUGAGAUUUACUGAAAAGAGAACUUGUAGGUGUAGUUCAUUGUUACAAGUUGGAAAUAGCAUUUUACAUAUGUGUCACAAGUUCCCAUUUUCUAACUAUUAAAUUACAUCUAUAAUUCAUAGUACAAAAGUUCAGCAAAACAUACCAACAUAGAAGAUACAUUUUCUGUCUGAGAAGUAUUGAGAGGUAAAUAAAACAACAUUGGAAUAAAUUUGUCACGUUAAAACAUUUAGAACACGUAUGGAUUUAAAAAUUAGUCAAAUCAUAGGAUGCAUUCAUACAAAAUUCAAAGCCAAAAGGACUUUCUUUUGAAUUAAAAUAUAUU
Molecule: messenger RNA, 4331 nt
Organism: Folsomia candida
Lineage: Eukaryota; Metazoa; Arthropoda; Collembola; Entomobryomorpha; Isotomidae
Product: paired box protein Pax-6
Exons: 12
Coding region: 873-2339 (488 amino acids)
Biological process (GO): regulation of transcription by RNA polymerase II; anatomical structure development
Molecular function (GO): DNA-binding transcription factor activity, RNA polymerase II-specific; RNA polymerase II cis-regulatory region sequence-specific DNA binding
Source: RefSeq, a predicted model, not a curated record